Molecule: messenger RNA, 1699 nt
Organism: Sorghum bicolor (sorghum)
Lineage: Eukaryota; Viridiplantae; Streptophyta; Magnoliopsida; Poales; Poaceae
Product: AP2/ERF and B3 domain-containing protein Os01g0141000
Exons: 1
Coding region: 250-1416 (388 amino acids)
Biological process (GO): regulation of DNA-templated transcription
Molecular function (GO): DNA-binding transcription factor activity; DNA binding
Source: RefSeq, a predicted model, not a curated record
CAUUUCAGACUCAGCAACCACCUGCAUCAUCUUUCUAUCGAUAUCAUCUUGUCCCAGCCCUAGCAUAGCAAGCCUAGAACAGUAAAGUCUCAUCAAUAAUUCCAUACUGUUUCUAGCUAGCGGCGAAUACUAUCCAUCACAGGCCGCAGAGCUGCAGCAGGCAGUAGAGUACCCAAGCAAAAAAGCAAGAAACCAAAGGCAGCAAGACUCCAGGGAGCAGCGCGAGCUGUAGCUCUAGCUCAUCUCAUCAUGGGUAUCGAGAGCAUGAGCCCCACGGCGGCGCCGGCGGAGGAUUCCUCCUCCUCCUCCUCGCGCUUCUCCGCCGCGUCCACAGCCACCACGGAGUCCGGCGCCGCGCAGCCACGGGCUGCUUCUGCAGCACCGGGCGGCGGCGCGGUCGUUGUCGGCCGGGACGCCUCUCUGGCGGACGAGCAGGCCGUGACGUCGCAGCCGUUGGCGGCGUCGACGGCAGCGGCCGUGGCGCAGGGAUCUUCGCGGUUCAAGGGGGUCGUGCCGCAGCCCAACGGGCGGUGGGGCGCGCAGAUCUACGAGCGCCACGCGCGGGUGUGGCUCGGCACGUUCGCCGACGAGGAAGCCGCGGCGCGCGCCUACGACGUGGCCGCGCUCCGCUACCGCGGCCGCGAGGCCGCCACCAACUUCCCGGGCGCCGGGGCGUCGGCGCCCGAGCUCACCUUCCUGGCGGCGCACUCAAAGGCGGAGAUCGUCGACAUGCUACGGAAGCACACCUACGCCGACGAGCUCCGCCAGGGCCUGCGGCGAGGGCGCGGCAUGGGCGCCCGCGCGCAGCCCACGCCGGCAUGGGCGCGCUCGCUGCUGUUCGAGAAGGCGGUCACGCCCAGCGACGUCGGCAAGCUCAACCGCCUCGUGGUCCCCAAGCAGCACGCCGAGAAGCACUUCCCGCUGAAGCGCGCGCCGGAGGCAUCGGCGGCGGCGGCCACCACAGGCAAGGGCGUGCUCCUCAACUUCGAGGACGGCGAGGGCAAGGUGUGGCGGUUCCGGUACUCGUACUGGAACAGCAGCCAGAGCUACGUGCUCACCAAGGGCUGGAGCCGCUUCGUCAGGGAGAAGGGCCUCCGAGCCGGGGACACCAUCGUCUUCUCCCACUCCACGUACAGCUCGGAGAAGCAGCUCUUCAUCGACUGCAAGAAGACCAAGACGACGACGGUCGCCACCACCGACGGGGCGCCGGUGCCGGCACCAGCGGAGAAGAAACCGAGUGAAGCCCGUGUAGUCAGGCUGUUCGGCGUCGACAUCGCCGGAGACGGGUGCCAGAAGCGCGCACGGCCGGUGGAGAUUGCGUUCGAGCAUGGGCCGCAGCAGGAGUUGUUGAAGAAGAAGCAAUGCGUGGGCGUGGCUCAUCACCGCUCUCCUGCCCUAGGUGCCUUCUUGUUAUAGCAGCGAUCGUAAUAUACACAUAGUAGUAGUAUUCUAGUCCUCCUCCCCCGUUUUUGUUCUUGUCGCCUGCUUCUUCAUCUUGAAUUCAAUUACUACUAGCUAGUGUUUGUUCUUCGUCUUUGCAAAGAACUUGUUUAAGUCAUGCUGCAAAACGAGUUGUAUGUAUGUACACCAUUAGGAAGUCUUGACUCUUGAGUUGCUAGUAUGUAGUAGUUCUAUAAGAUCAUGCAAGUUUGUGCCAUCAUCAAGUGCAGCAAUAAGUAAAUUCGAUCUGCUAGCUAGA